Messenger RNA from Schistocerca nitens (vagrant locust), 1555 nucleotides. RefSeq lists its product as uncharacterized. Gene Ontology annotation, molecular function: nucleic acid binding; 3'-5' exonuclease activity. Bases 112 to 1527 code for a protein of 471 amino acids. The transcript is spliced from 7 exons. Gene Ontology annotation, cellular component: nucleus. Lineage: Eukaryota; Metazoa; Arthropoda; Insecta; Orthoptera; Acrididae. Gene Ontology annotation, biological process: rRNA processing. The record is from RefSeq and is a predicted model, not a curated record.
UGUGUAUUUACGUGUGUGGUCGAUUUGUGUUGACAUGUGGUGGCGUUGUUAAAGCAACAAUAGAUGUUGCUUUUAUUUCGAUAUUGUGAGACAUAAACGUGUUUCGUCGGGAUGUUACCCCCUGCUGACAGCAGCAUGAAAAUGACACAGGUCAGUAACACUGGCAUGAAAAACUGGAAGAAAAGGAAACUCAAGAGUAGUGGAAGCAGUGUGAAGACCAUAAAAUUGGAUAAUAAAUUUGCAGACAAACCUCUGCAUGGUAAUAACAACAACAGAAUUAAAUUAAACUGUGGAAAGUCAGAGAUAAGAUCAGUGGGCGAAGGGCCUGACAAAGCCACUGACAAAUGUUUUGAUAGCCAUAGUAAAAAGAAGCUGCACAACUGUUCCAAAACCAGUGGUAAUGUAAUAAACACAGUCACUUCUGUUGCCAGUGCUAAAGCAGCUGAUUUUAACAUUUCUGAAAGCAACGUAGAGAACUAUCAAGGCACCAAUGGUUCUGGAAUGACAAUCAAGAAACACGUUGUUGAGAGUCAGAAAAAGUCUUCGAAUUUAACCAGUGAGAAGAACAUUUUGCUGACACGAAUUGAGAGGAAAGCAGUGUGUUCCAACUGGAAACUGUUCAAAGAAGUAAUUGGAAAGAAUGAGAGCUCCACUGACCAGGUUCCGAAGUUCAAGAGGAAGAAGCCAUUUGAGCAUGCACAUAAAGCAGAAAUAAAGACACACACAAAAAUUAGUGAUAAGUCCACAAACUCUCAGCAAAUUGUAAUGCCAUUGAAAAAUGAAAAAGAUGAUAUGAGAUGUGGUCAAAUUAAUGGACAAUUGAGCCAGAAAGAAAAAGCAAGUAAGAAGGCACCAAUUCAUGGGAAAAUGAAAAAACAUCAUUCAGAAAGUACUACAAAUGGAAAAUGGGAUAAUAGUGCAGAUGUCAAGAAUGCUGCGGAACAGUUUACAUCAGUCACUGCCCCACGUAAUUCUAACAGGCUGACAAAGGAGAUUGCUCUGGAUUGUGAAAUGGUUGGAACUGAUGACAAAACUGACAUGGUUGCCAGAGUGAGCUUAGUUAAUAAAUUUGGAGACUGUGUGUACGAUAAAUACGUUGCUCCAACAGAAAAAGUUCAUGAUUAUAGAACUUGGGUCAGCGGAAUUCGACCAGAAAACCUGAAAAAUGCUGAAGAUUUUAAACAAGUUCAAAAGGAAGUAGCAGAACUUCUGCGAGGCCGACUGUUGGUGGGUCAUGCACUGCGAAAUGACUUAAAAGUUUUAUAUUUGAGUCAUCCACGAAGAUAUACAAGAGACACUCAAAGGUUCAAACUAUUCAGAGAGUUGGCCAAAACCAAGCGACCAAGUCUGAAGAAGCUUGCAGCAGCAGUUCUGAAUGUGAAUAUACAGGAAGGUGAACAUAGCUCAGUAGAAGAUGCAAGAGUUGCAAUGCAGCUGUAUAUGAUCUACCGGAAGAAAUGGGAAAAGCUGUUCAAAAAGUCAAGAAAGAAACAUGCUUCUAAAGACAUAACUGUUUCUUCUGAAUAAUACCUGAAAAUAAAUUUAUUUUUGUAAA